UCACGGUAUGGAUCAAAAAUUAAAUUUCUCCUCGUGAAAUUGACAAAAAAUUCACCGCACCGAGCUUUCUAAAACGCGUAAAAACACCCAAAAUAUCCGAAAAAAUCACAAAAACCUUCGGUCGUUGAUUUUUUCGUGUUUGAGAACAAAUUAGCUCGUCAAUUGUGAUAAAAAGUGAGAAAUAACAAAAAAAUAAAUAUUUUCAUGGACGUGUUUGAAUGUUACAAAAAUCAGCUUAUUCUUACUUUAUUUCACUUGUUAAACGGCAAAACACGACGAUAAGGGUUUAUCAGUGAUUACACACGAAAAAAUUACGGAAUCGCGGAAAAAUAAUGAAAGAUAUAAAAACUCCAUAUGUUAUCUAUUUAUAAAUUGUGAUAAAUAUUUACCAUAAACACGUAAAAGUGCAAUAAUUUUAAAUAAUUUAAUUUACCUUGAAGAAAGCGUUUUUUGUUAUUUUUGUAUUUAUUAUUGUAACUGAUUGUCAAAAAUUAAAUUGUAUUUCUUGGCAACGGCAAAAACGAACAAAAAUAAAAAAAAAAAUAAAAAUUAUUUCAAAGAUGAGUCGCAAUAGCUGGAACAUUGAGUUACUCUUGUUUUGCGUAGUUAUUUUAUGCACCACCAAAAGUUGUGUUUCGAAUGAAUUUCAUGACUUGCGCGUGUAUAUCGUAACAUGGAACGUCGGCACGAAGCAACCCGACAAUUUGCAUCUCCAUGACUUGCUGGGACUCGAAUCGAAGCCCGAAAAUGACAAAAAUCAACCAGAUUUUUACGUCAUCGGGCUGCAGGAGGUCAGCGCGCAACCACAAAAUAAAUUUGUCAACUUGUUCAAAGUCGAUCCGUGGAUCAAGCAGUUCAAGAACAUCCUGAAGAAGCGAGAUUACAUCAUCGUCAAGUCGGAACAUUUGCAGGGAUUGUUGCUCGUUGUCUUCGCAAAACGGAAACAUGUCUUGCACUUGCGGGAAGUUGAGACGGAGUACACGAGAACGGGACUUGCGGGAUUUUGGGGAAAUAAAGGAGCCGUCAGUAUUCGCUUUAACGCGUAUGGAAGUACAGUGUGUGUUGUAAAUGCUCAUUUGGCUGCCCAUGACAAUAAAUUAGACGAACGGAUUGAGGAUUACAAUUCCAUUGUGAAAGAUAUGAAGUUCAAUGUUGGCAUUAGUCGAGAUAUUUUCAGUCAUGAUUAUGUAUUUUGGUUCGGCGAUUUGAACUUUAGAAUUCGCGAAGAUUUUCUUCCAAAUCCACAAGACGUCAAAGCGCGCAUCAUGAAAGACGAUUUAGAGGAGCUCAUGAGGAAUGAUCAAUUGUUACAAGUGAGAAAUGAGGGACGAGCCUUCCAACAACUCGAAGAAAAGUUACCAAUGUUCCCUCCAACGUUCAAAUUUGAGGAAGGAACGAAUAAUUAUGACCUCAAACGCCGUCCUGCAUGGUGCGAUCGCGUUUUAUACAAAGUUACCCACGAAAAUGUGACAAACAUCAAACUUGACGCCAAACAAACGAGUUAUCGAUCGCAUCCAAACUACACAAUAAGUGAUCACAAGCCCGUAACCAGCGAAUUUUCGAUAAAGAUCAAGAGUAUUUUACGUAAAGGAAGUUUUAGAGGAUAUAAUGAAAUGCUUGAUGGUACACAGGUGAUCGAUGAUCCGACGGAGCUUGUUGCAGAGUUCGAGCCAAUUAAUCUUUGGACUGUUGGAGAGGAAAAUACGAUAACUUACAUCUUGCCGCCCGGUUUUGAGGAGAAAGAAGCUGAUUGGAUUGGCGUUUUUAAAGAACACUUUACAAGUUUGGACAAAUAUCAAGCUUGGGAAUAUACGAAUCGCGACGAAAAUGACCGCCAUCGACAGCGAUCACAGCGUCGCGAGCUCAAACUUACAUUCCCAGACUCCGUUUCGUUGCGCGAAGGACGCAAAUAUCGCUUGUUAUAUUUCCAGAGUACGGGAACGCGAGGCGUCACAGGCUUGGCUGGCAUCGGAGAUCCAUUCCCGAUACAAAAACGUGCUCGCAGUCCCGGGCCCGAUGACGUAGAUUAAAACUAACAAAUUUAUUUUAUAUUUUUAUAUAAAAGUUUCGCUCAGUUCGAACAAAAAAACAAAAUUUUGGAACAAUCACGUACUUUUAAAAAAUUUUAAAAUUUAAAUAUUUAGAGAAAAAAUGUUAAAAUUGAAAUUGUUGCGUAUUGUAGAGGCCUUUAUGCAAAAAAGUGCUUAAUUGUUAAAAAAAAUUCUUAAAGAAAUACUCUUUAACUCUAUUUCUCUCUCUCUAUGAAGGUCAUGAACAAUUUUAGCUUAAAAAGCAUUUACUUAAAAAAAAAGAAAAUUUAAAAAAAAGUCAAGCUACAUCGCUCCUACAUCAGUAUUUCUCUCGCAUGCACCAAUUUUUUCGAUGACCGACCUCCGUGUGUCAUAUUAGCUCCAUUUAAAUGUAAAAUAGAUGAGAAAACGACACUUCCUCACGCUAAUUUUGCGCCCGAUAUAUUUAGAUAGUGAUAUACAUAAAUACUAAUUGCCUUUACAACAAGAUUUACAUGUUAGAUAUACAUUUGCAUAUUUUAGAGAAAUUAAGACAAAAAUUUAAUAAUUAAUGAACUUCCUUUUUUUAUUUUAAUUUUUGGUGUGCUUGGUGAAAAUUAUUAUAAUUAAAAUGCGGAACUAACAUAAUUAACUAACAACAAAAAAAAAC
Molecule: messenger RNA, 2679 nt
Organism: Culicoides brevitarsis
Lineage: Eukaryota; Metazoa; Arthropoda; Insecta; Diptera; Ceratopogonidae
Product: phosphatidylinositol 4,5-bisphosphate 5-phosphatase A
Exons: 8
Coding region: 561-2030 (489 amino acids)
Biological process (GO): phosphatidylinositol dephosphorylation
Cellular component (GO): cytoplasm; plasma membrane; ruffle
Molecular function (GO): phosphatidylinositol-4,5-bisphosphate 5-phosphatase activity
Source: RefSeq, a predicted model, not a curated record